UUUGUUUCUUUAUUUAUUUAUUGUUGGAUCGCAUCGACGUGUGUGAAAUCGAUUCUAACAAGUCCCCUACCUACUCCAUUAAUCUUGCAUUGCACGCAUGGGCCGAGCAAGGAUUCCAGGUUGCUGCAGGCGUGGGUCUAGAUGAUUUACUUUAAAGUUCAUUAGCAAAAAGAACAACCACCACAUGCACAAAGUCUAAAGUUAAUCAACUAUCCAAGCAUGUUAAAUAUCAAAUCAUGACCUGUUGUUGUCGGCUUUAGCGCCAAUCUGUAUGAUGAUGCACCCAACUGAAAUUAAACAAAGGGAACACAUGCCCAGCUCUACUAACAAGCCAUAUUCUGCAUCAUCUGUCGGGAAAUUGUCAUUUGAUAUUUUUCUGCCCAUCGUUCUGGUCUAGGGUGAGAGAGGGUCGCGCUUGCUCAAGCGGACUUCCAUAAGGAGCAGCUAUUGCGCCAUGGUCACAUGUUGCAUGCGGUGAGUGGUGCGCUUUUGUUUAGAGCAAUCACCGCAAGCAAGGGCUUCUCGAUCUACUCUGAGUUCAUGCUCCCAGAUCCAGUGCUCUGUACGUUUUAGACCUUUACUUGUACUGGUACGAGCAGCAGGACCCAACAUCCAUCAAUCUUGAAGCAAAAGGAAGCGGAAAUGACGAUGGUCCUGGAUGCCUUCGCAUCCUACUUGCAAAACAUGCUCACGGAGAUGGUGAGUGAAGAGGUGCACAUGCUGCUUGGAGUCACAAAUGAGAUCAAGAAGAUGGACGUCAAGCUUAAGGACCUCAAGAACUUCCUCGCCGACGCUGACCGGAGAAACAUCACCGACGAGAGUGUGCAAGAGUGGGUGGCCCAGCUCAAGCGUGCCAUGUAUGAAGCAACAGAUAUCCUUGACCUCUGUCAGCUCAAGGCCAUGGAGCGCGGUCCAUCCCCUGCAGAUGUGGGGUGCUUCAAUCCCUUGCUCUUCUGCAUGCGGAAUCCCUCCCAUGCCCAUGACAUCGGCACCCGCAUCAAGGCGCUCAACCAGAAUCUUGAUGCCAUCAAGGAGCGAAGCUCUGCUUUGAGCUUCAUACCACUUGGUUCCUCUGAAGAUCAUAGCAGCAAGAUCCAUGGCUCUCAUUCCGGUGAUACCAGGCGUGAGACGUCAGGGGAGUUUGAUCAGUCGGGUGUAGUCGGAGAGAAGAUCGAACAAGAUACAAAAAAGCUGGUUGAGACCAUGCUAACUGAAAAGGAGGGCAACACCAACAUCAUGGUGGUCGCCAUUGUUGGUGUCGGCGGAAUUGGCAAGACCACUCUUGCGCAAAAGGUCUUCAAUGAUGAAGCCUUGAAUGCUGAGUUCGAGAAGCCGAUAUGGUUGAGCAUCAACAAGGACUUUGACAAGGUUGAGUUGCUUAGGACAAUCAUCACGCAAGCCGGGGGAGUAGUACAUGGGGGUGAAAAGGCGUUGGCUGUGCUUCAGCCAAUCCUUGCCACUACCUUGAAAGGGAAGAAGCUAUUCCUGGUGCUAGAUGAUGUUUGGAACCAUAGAGCAUGGGAUGAUGUGCUUAAAACAUCAUUGGCUAAUGUUGUGGCUCGUGGUAGCCGAGUCCUCGUCACUACUAGAGAUGAAACAGUAGCUCGAAGGAUGAAAGCUGUGCUUCCCUACCACCACGUGGACAAAUUAGAGGAGGAGGAUGGCUGGUUAUUGCUGAAGAAACAGAUAUUAUCAAGUGAGAUUGAUGACCGUGACAUUGAUAUGCUCAAGGAUAUUGGAGUGCAAAUUGUAGCAAAAUGUGAUGGUUUGCCUCUUGCUGUCAAAGUAAUGGGAGGAGUCUUGUGUCAGAAGGACAGAAAACACCGUGAGUGGGAGAUGGUUCUGAAUGAUUCUAUAUGGUCAAUAUCUGGACUGCCCGAAGAGCUGAACCAUGCAGUAUAUUUAAGCUAUGAAGAUUUACCUUCUUGUGCCAAACAAUGCUUUCUACACUACUCCCUUCUCCCUAAAACCACAGUGUUCCGUUGCAAUGAAAUCACUGGCAUGUGGCUUAGUGAAGGAUUUCUUCACGGAACUUCCGAUGACUUGGAAGAACUAGGAAGCAAGUACUAUAAGGAGCUGAUACUGAGGAAUCUUAUAGAGCCAAAUACAAAUUAUGUUGAUCAAGUUGUUUGCAACAUGCAUGAUGUUGUUCGCUCAUUUGCUCAAUUUGUUGCUAGAGAUGAGGCACUAGCAGCUCACAGUGGAGAAACUAGUAUUGUUGGUAAACUUAGUGCACAUGAUUUUCUUCGGUUAUCUCUAGAAAGCAAAGCAUUGGAAUCAGAUAGGUUAAACUGGAGUUCCCUGCAAGCACAAAAGGCAUUGAGGGUACUAAUGUCAGUUGGGUAUAUAGAUAUCAAGCCUGGUGAUUCGUUGGUUCAUUUUCCAUGUCUACGAACUUUACAUAUCGAUUCUGCAAAUGUUGUAGCUUUGCUUGAAUCUUUGCAUGAACUCAAGCACCUGAGGUACUUGUCCUUAAAGAACACUAAUAUAUCUAGUCUGCCUGAUAGCAUUGGAAAGAUGAAAUUCUUGCAGUACAUUAGCCUUCAAGAAUGCAAACAAUUUGUGAAACUUCCGCAUAGCUUUGUAAAGUUAGGGCCGCUAAGGUACCUUAACUUCAUUGCAACAAGCAUAGAAGGCAUACCUAGGGGGUUUCAUGCUCUAACGAACUUGAGGGUAUUAGUUGGGUUUCCAGCCCAUGUGGAUGGUGAUUGGUGUAGUUUGGAAGAGUUGGGUUCUCUUUCUCAGCUCAAUCAUCUUGAAUUGGACAGAUUGGAUAAUAUAACUGCUUCCUCAUCUGCAGCAAAGGCAAAGCUUGCCGACAAGGUGCAUCUUACUAUUCUAUACUUAAAUUGUGGUAGUAUAUUGGGAGAUGAUGGGCUGAUUAAAGAGGAAGAUGGUGUCUCCGAUAAAGAGCAACAACAGAUCGAGAAGGUGUUCGAUGAGCUCUGCCCUCCACCCAGGUUAGAAGAUCUUGAGAUCAAAGGAUAUUUUGGCCGAUGGCUCCCAAGGUGGAUGAUGUCAUCAUCAGUUAUGCCCCUCAAGAGCUUGAGGAUUAUGUUCAUUACUGACCUGGCUUGCUGCACACAACUUCCUGAUGGCCUUUGUCAGCUCCCUUAUUUGGAGUUCAUUCAGAUCAAUCGUGCUCCAGCCAUCAAGCGUGUUGGAACUGAAUUCAUACAAUCCUACAAUCACCACAGUCCCCGUCCUUUCCAGAUGGUGGCUGCAUUUCCGAAAUUGCAUGAGUUGUAUUUUAUAGGAAUGGUGGAAUGGGAGGAGUGGGAGUGGGAGGAGCAAAUGCAAGCCUUUCCUGUCUUGCAGAAACUUAUGCUACAGCGCUGCAAAUUGAAGUGUCUUCCUCCUGUACUUGCCUCCCAGGCAAGGGCUUUGAAUAAAUUAUCCAUAUACCGUGUCCACAGUCUCAUCUCUCUAGAGAACUUUCCAUCUCUGGUUGACCUGGAACUAGAUGAAAACCUUGACCUGGAGAUGAUCACUAAUCUUCCAAGACUGCAGAAGCUUACCAUUGAAAACUGCCCAAAGCUGAAGGUGUUGGAGGGCGUUCCUGCACUCCAUAGGCUCGUUCUUGCGUAUAACGACAUGGAAACAAUCCCAAAAUACAUGGGAGGUAUAAACCCAAGGCAUUUGGAGCUAUACUGCAGCCUAGCACUGCUCGUUUCCGUAGCUGCGGGACAAUCUAGCCCUGAGUGGGACAAGUUCAGCCAUGUUGAGCAUGUCAAGGCAUAUGCACGCGAAGGAGGUAAUUCAAGGAAAUGGUAUGUCUUGUACGCAGCUGAUCCCUACAAUUUGGAGACAAAUGUCAGCCGUUCUUUCAUGUCCAGAGGAACCUUAACCUCCUUUGAGGACACACAACAAUUUGGGUAUGUCUUCAAAAUGACAAGAAAAACAUUUAGCUACAUCUGCAGCUUGGUUAUGAAGCCGUCAAUGGAAGAUAUGAACAACUACACAUUUGUUGACGGGAGGGUACUUUCUUUAGAAGAUCGAGUGGCCGUUGCUCUGAGAAGGUUGCAAUCUAGUGAGCUACCGGAGUCCAUAGGGUCCUCCCUUGGUGUGAGCGAGUCAACUCUCUUGUUGGUAACCGAGAGCUUCAUUGUGGCUGUGGACAAGAGAGCAGGGCACCAUUCGCGCUGGCCAGACUCCAGCGAAAUGGAUAAGGUCAAAUCCAUGUUUGAAAAGAUCCACAAUAUGCAUAACUGCUGCGGUGUUAUAUGUACAACUCACAUCCCAUUUGGACAAUGCUGGGACCGUGAGAAGAAUGAAACCAUCCUAGUACAACUCGUCAUUGAUCCAGCGAUGAGGUUCAGGACCAUUUGGUGGGGACGGAUAAGCAGCAUGGACCAGUCAAGCAUUUUGCAUGAAUCUUAUUUUUUCAAGGAGUGUGAGAAGGGUGCUCGGCUGAAUGGCAGCAAGUUGAAGGUUGGAUUAGAUGGACCAGAAGUCGGGGAAUACAUAAUUGGUGAUGCAGGAUACCCGCUUCUCCCAUGGCUACUCACACCUUACCAGGAAGAAGACCUCUCAUAUUCCAAAGCAGAGUUCAAUAGUAGACACAACGCAGCCACAACCUGCGCUCAGAAGGCGCUGGCAAGGUUCAGAGACACAUGGACGUACCUGCAGGGAGAGACGUCGUGCCCUGUCAAUCAGAAAACUAUAGUUGCCACAAUCCAUGCCUGCUGCUACUUGCAUAAUAUAAUCAUUGAUAUGGAAGAUGAUGCAGCCAUGCCGAGUGUUAAGAAGCCGGAUUACAGUGGGGAAGUGCGCCAGUUAGCAAAUGAGGAUGCCGGCAGAGCAAGGGAUAUGCUGGCGCAAUACUUCUCGACCACCAUGUCAUCCAAAUCAGGAGUCGGCUUGGUGGAUGUAGAGGAGGACGAUGAAGUGGCUGCAACAGGCUUAGGGGAUGAAAACAAGGAACAAGAAGCAGAGACAACGGCAGCAGAGGAAGAGAGGCAAUGUUAGGUGAAAGGGAAGUUGACAUCGGUCCUGCUGGUUGGAGCUUUAGAAUGCAUGAAUCCAGAGAAGCCCUGGAAUGGAGCAACAGACUAACUUGGUGCUGCAACUGGAAUUGAAGUUGAAUGUUUUCUUAAGUUUGGUCAUGUAUCUAUUAGGCAAAGACAAGUAUUAUGUAGUCUGCACUUUAUGUGUGUGCAGUAAGCUUUAACUGACGGACAAAUGUGGCUAGCUGCUUGGAGACUAUCUUCAAUUUGCAUCCAUCAGUUGAUGCAAACUGAAGAAUUUGCAGACAUAAUGGCAUGCAGUUCUGUGUAUUUAUGAAAUACAUAUGUUUGGGCCAGUAGUUUUACAAAA
Molecule: messenger RNA, 5316 nt
Organism: Triticum aestivum (bread wheat)
Lineage: Eukaryota; Viridiplantae; Streptophyta; Magnoliopsida; Poales; Poaceae
Product: disease resistance protein RGA2
Exons: 8
Coding region: 643-4968 (1441 amino acids)
Molecular function (GO): ADP binding
Source: RefSeq, a predicted model, not a curated record